CUGAGCCAGGGUUGGGGGCCAUGGAGCAGCGGGGAGCUGAAGAAACCCUGUGAGCAGCCGCAGCGUUGCUGAGAGAGACUCAGUUCGACCCUUGGGGCUCCAGUCCGCCUGUCUCGGAUCACAGAGCUGCUCACUGCCUGAGAAGGGGGGCGCCCCCACCAGGCUUGCAGAUCCUCAGCUCGCCUUCGCUAAACUGGUUGAACGGGAGCUGCUCAGACCAGCAGGAUCCAGCAGCCGGGCCAGCUGUUUAAGGAGAGACACUCACUAAGGAAAAUCAUGAAUUAAGGGGCUUCCAGCUUCCAGCCUGUUCAUCAAACCCUCCAAACAUAUCACAAAACUAACCUUGACUAGAAGGCAAUUAACCAGUUAAAGAGGUCAUUAUGGCCGUAGUGCACAAUGCCCAAGUCAGAGAAGAGUUCGCUACCUUCCCCGAGAUCAUCGAACUCAAUGUGGGGGGCCAGGUGUAUAUCACUCGUUACCCCACCCUGGUCAGCGUCCAAGGUUCGCUGCUCUGGGAAAUGUUCAGUCAGAAGAAUCCCCUGUCCUUGUCCCAUGACAACAAAGGGCGGUUCUUCGUGGAUCGAGACGGCUUCCUCUUUCGUUAUGUGUUAGACUAUAUGAGAGACCACCAGCUGGUGUUGCCGGACCACUUUCCCGAGCGGAGCAGGCUCAAGAGGGAGGCCGAGUACUUCAAACUGCCAGAUCUUGUCAAGAUCCUGGCCCCCGAGACUGGGAACAAUAGCUCCAUGGCAGAUGACUCCCGGGCAAAUGACUCAGAAGAGCAAUACCCCAACCAUGGCUCGGGUUCAUCUGCCUCAACCAGUGGCCCAGGCAGCUCCCCGGGGACAACCGGGGCCGGUGCUGUGGCCACCCGCAAGGGUGGUUACAUCACCCUUGGCUACCGGGGUUCCUAUACCCUAGGCCGGGAUAGCCAAACGGAUGCCAAAUUUCGUCGUGUGGCCCGCAUCAUGGUGUGUGGCAAGAUCUCGCUGGCCAAAGAAGUAUUUGGGGAAACCCUGAACGAGAGUCGGGACCCUGACCGCCCUCCUGAGCGGUAUACUUCCCGCUACUACCUCAAAUUCAACUACCUAGAACAAGCCUUUGACAAACUGGCCAGCGCCGGCUUCCACAUGGUGACAUCGAGUUCUACGGGCACCUGUGCCUGUGCUCAGGACCAGGCUGAUGACAAGAUUUGGACCUCUUACACCGAGUAUAUUUUCUACCGUGAGUGAUCACCCGACAGAAGGCCCACCGCCCCCCCCCACGGGCCAGGCCCAGCUCUUUUCUCCAGAGCCCCUGGCUCACUGUCCCUAAAGUCACUUCCCCACUCCAGCACCCUGGUUCUCCUUGGAUCUUGGCCUUGAGUGGUGACUUUGAGUCGUGGAGGCUCUGUCAGGCUCUGAUGUAUACGACUGUACAUAUAUACGUAUUGCUAUGGCGGGUCAGGGAACCAACGCAGGGGGUGGCGGAGGAGGUUGGGAGAUGAAUGCCAUGGAGGAAAGGUGGAACCCCAAGGCUGCCAACCCUCACCUCCUCCUCAGCACCUUUUUGUGGAUUUGCUUAUACACUUUGCGAUUUAUAUAACCUGAUGCCUUGGGCCCUGGGUGGGGUGGUCAAAGGGUCCAGCAGCUUCCAGAUUCCCUCUCCAGAAAUAUCUUCACGGUCCCACAAGGUGAACUAGAGGGCCCUAAGCAGCUGGGC
Vombatus ursinus (common wombat) is the source of this 1701-nucleotide messenger RNA. RefSeq names its product BTB/POZ domain-containing protein KCTD12-like. The coding region runs from base 381 to 1232 and encodes 283 amino acids. The record is from RefSeq and is a predicted model, not a curated record. Gene Ontology annotation, biological process: protein homooligomerization; regulation of G protein-coupled receptor signaling pathway. Lineage: Eukaryota; Metazoa; Chordata; Mammalia; Diprotodontia; Vombatidae. The transcript is spliced from 4 exons.